Molecule: messenger RNA, 885 nt
Organism: Metarhizium brunneum ARSEF 3297
Lineage: Eukaryota; Fungi; Ascomycota; Sordariomycetes; Hypocreales; Clavicipitaceae
Gene: hchA
Product: Protein/nucleic acid deglycase HchA
Cellular component (GO): cytoplasm
Molecular function (GO): protein deglycase activity; glyoxalase III activity
Source: RefSeq, a predicted model, not a curated record
AUGUCCAACACAUCCGACCGUGCCCCGGUGGCUGACCAGGCCGAGUUCAAUGCCUGGUUCCCGUCCAAGUACUCUCUCACGCAGUACACGGCCCCCAAAACCGACUUUGACGGCGCCGACUAUCCCAAUGCCUACAAGGGCGGCAAGUGGAAGAUCCUCCUCAUUGCCACCCAGGAACGAUACCUAAAGAUGGCCGGCGGCGAGUUCUUCUCUACCGGCAACCAUCCCGUCGAGAUGCUCCUGCCCAUGGUCCAUCUCGACGCCGCCGGCUUCGACAUUGACAUUGCCACCCUGUCCGGCGACCCCGUCAAGUUUGAGGUCUGGGCGUACCCCAAGGAAGACGAGGCCGUCAAGAAAAUCUACGCCAAGUACGAGGACAAGAUCCGCAGCCCGCUCAAUCUCCAGGACAUCUGGGGCAAGAACGGCUUCACCACCGAGACGCCGUACCUGGGCAUCUUCAUCCCGGGCGGCCACGGCGUGCUCAACGACGUGCCCUUUUCCAAACUCGUCGGUGACAUCAUCCGCUGGGCGCACGACAGCCAGCGCUACUAUCUCACCCUGUGCCACGGUCCGGCGAGCAUGCUGGCCGCCAACGUGGGCAAACCCGAUGGAAGCAAGUUCAUCUACGACGGGUACGAGAUUGUCGUGUUUCCCGACUCGCUCGACACUGGCGCCAAUAUUGACAUUGGCUACAUCCCCGGCAAGAUGCCGUGGCUCGUGGGCGAGGAGCUGAAGAAGCUCGGUGUUACGCCCCUCAACAAGGGCAUCACGGGGCAGGUUCACCGGGAUAGGUUUCUCCUUACGGGCGAUUCGCCCCUGGCCUCGAAUGCAUUGGGCAAGCUUGCUGCGACUACUCUGCUUGAGGAUGUUGCCAAGCGCGGUUAA